AUGUCCGCUUUCACAUUUGGCUUUGGAGGGGACGAUAUCGACAAUCAGGAUGUGGAAGACGAGAUGCAUGAUGCCGGCAUGGAUGCUGGUAUGCGCCAGUUGAACAUUGCAAGCAAGGAGAGUCAUGAUGGAGAAGGGGGAGUCUUGAUUGAGGCGAGCCAAUGCGAUCUUGAUGAGAUGUUGCUAUUUUGCGUUCCUGGUCAUCUUUCCACACUUCCAUCACAAAUAUCAUACAACAUGCUCUCAAUAAAUCCCCAAUCAUCAGCUCCAGGGCCUCCAAGCCUCACUAUCCCACGGCGCGAAGUGUUUGACAUUCGCGCCCAGCUGAUGGCGGAAGAUGAUGCAGAUACCAACGAGAAUGCGGAGUUGAUAUCCGGGCUGGAAAAAGGUGAUCUAAAGCCAACAGUUUACGAAGGCGGCCUCAAGACGUGGGAGUGUGCUAUUGACCUCGCCAAGUUGGUGGCUGCUGAGGAAAUACCUUCCCUCCUAUCGGAUCUGGCGGAGGGAGAGAGUGGAGAUGUUCAUGUCGUAGAGCUCGGAGCAGGAACUGCCAUUCCAUCCCUUUCCAUUUUACAUCAUCUCCUUUCACAACCUGCUCCGCAGGACCUGCCUCGCAGGUCCAUCCGUUUCGUGUUUGCAGAUUAUAACGCUGCAGUUCUUCGACUAGUGACCGUGCCGAAUAUACUCCUGACAUGGCACAUGUGCCGCCAUUGUCUGAACAACCCCCAAGACUCAGAGCGGAGUAUAUCUUCUAAUACCGAAAACGGAAGCGAUGCCGAAAAUCGUCCUAAUGGUAAUCUCCUCGAUAGCGCGGACGCUGACGAACAACCCGACCUAGAUAUCGACCAUGCUCUCCUUUCUAAUUUCCGUAAGGACUUACAUGCCCGCGGAAUAUCUCUCUCCUUCAUCUCGGGUGCCUGGUCACCUGCCUUCGUCGACCUUGCUUUACCAAACUGCCCGCCAGCUUCACCAUCAUCACAACGAAGGCGGACACAUCUUCUCAUCCUCGCCAGCGAAACAAUCUACUCUCCCUCUUCCCUCCGUUCUUUUUCAGAAACUUUACUUGCACUCCUGCGGUGCGGUAGGGGUUUGGGCUUUACAUCUACAUCUACAUCUACAUCUUCUCCUCAAGUAGAACCAGCUGCUGAGCCUGUUGUUACUGAUAAAAAUACUCCGCCGGGAUAUAAAGCAAAAGCGCUAAUUGCUGCCAAGGAGGUAUAUUUUGGCGUUGGGGGCGGGGUUGACGAGUUUUUGCGUGUGAUGAGGGAUCAUGGGCGUGAGGAGGGCCAGAUUGGAGGUGAUGGCUUCUCUGUAAAGGUGAGGACCGAGGUUAGGAAUGAGGGGGUUGGGAGAGUGGUGCUUGAGGUUACGAUUUGAGGGAAGAACUCUCGCAUUGGUAUCGAUAUCGACUUUGGAAGGGCUGUGUUCCCGGCAGAUGAUUUCUUGAUGGAUGGAUGGCGUAACGAGCCAGGGAUUAUUCAUUCAGGGAUGAUUUUCUUGUAGAUUUUCUUUUCUCAUUUCAGGAACCUGGGGCAUAAGUGCCUAAAAUAGACAAGGAAAAUAAAAAGGGUACAUGUAACUAAUUGGAACUUUGCGUUGUAUGUCUCACUGGCUGCAGGAAUUAUUCUCUCUUCCUGGUUUU
Histoplasma capsulatum G186AR is the source of this 1642-nucleotide messenger RNA. RefSeq names its product protein-histidine N-methyltransferase. The transcript is spliced from 4 exons. The record is from RefSeq and is a predicted model, not a curated record. Lineage: Eukaryota; Fungi; Ascomycota; Eurotiomycetes; Onygenales; Ajellomycetaceae. Gene Ontology annotation, biological process: peptidyl-histidine methylation, to form tele-methylhistidine. The coding region runs from base 1 to 1377 and encodes 458 amino acids. Gene Ontology annotation, molecular function: protein-L-histidine N-tele-methyltransferase activity.